CAACUACAGCAGCCACUACAACAACUGUUGCUCCGACAACAACAACUGCUGCCCCGACAACAACAACAACUGCUGCUCCAACAACGACUACGCUAGGAACUACAACAACUGUUGCUCCUACAACAACAACUGUUGCUCCAACAACAACAACUGCUGCCCCAACAACAACUACGGCAGCAACUACAACAACUGUUGCUCCGACAACAACAACUCCUGCCCCGACAACAACAACUACUGCAGCAACUACAACAACUGCUGCCCCAACAACAACUACGGCAGCAACUACAACAACUGUUGCUCCGACAACAACAACUCCUGCCCCGACAACAACAACUACUGCAGCAACUACAACAACUGCUGCUCCAACAACAACUACAGCAGCAACUACAACAACUGUUGCUCCGACAACAACAACAGCAGCAACUACAACAACCUUUGCUCCGACAACAACAACUCCUGCCCCGACAACAACAACUACGGCAGCAACUACAACAACUGCUGCUCCAACAACAACUACAGCAGCCACAUCAACAACUGUUGCUCCAACAACAACAACUGUUGCUCCGACAACAACUACUGCUGCCCCAACAACAACAACAAUGGCAGCAACUACAACAACUGUUGCUCCGACAACAACAACAGCAGCAACUACAACAACCUUUGAUCCCACAACAA
Messenger RNA from Scophthalmus maximus (turbot), 675 nucleotides. RefSeq lists its product as uncharacterized. The annotation marks the transcript as partial. The record is from RefSeq and is a predicted model, not a curated record. The transcript has a single exon. Lineage: Eukaryota; Metazoa; Chordata; Actinopteri; Pleuronectiformes; Scophthalmidae.